Pleurotus ostreatus (oyster mushroom) is the source of this 474-nucleotide messenger RNA. RefSeq lists its product as uncharacterized. The coding region runs from base 1 to 474 and encodes 157 amino acids. Lineage: Eukaryota; Fungi; Basidiomycota; Agaricomycetes; Agaricales; Pleurotaceae. The record is from RefSeq and is a predicted model, not a curated record. The transcript is spliced from 3 exons.
AUGGCCAGUGGCGACGACGAACUCGACGGUCGGAGGGUGACUCUGGUGGACACCCCAGGAUUCGACGACACGAAUAAAAGCGAUACGGAUGACCUUGCUAUGAUAGAUGCAGCUCUCGCAUUUCUGACCUCAUCAAUGCUUUGGCAUCUGUGCGGGGAGAAGACGCUGGAGAACUUGGCCAUCGUCACCAAUAUAUGGGGAGAAGUACCAGCGGCUGUUAGCGAAGCUCGCGAGCCGUCGCAGGAGGUGUUCUUAAGCAUGAACAAGAAUCUCGCACCUUUGCGCCUCAAAGAUCAAGAGCUACGAGACGAGCUUGGUGCUGAAAUCAGCAAACUGCAGGGCGAAGCUGAUCGGAUUCAGCGUGAUGCGCAAGACAUGGCCUCCCGAUACGAAUCAGAAAAGAACAGACUCGAGGCUCAGAUACGAGUGGCCGCAGAGGUUGCCAGGGUGGAACAGGCGAGGCUGAUCAGAUAG